AUGGCAACUUCACGAGCAGCGUACGCGGCCGAAACGGCGAUUGGCCACCGCGAGGAACACAUCCAACAAGAUGUCUCCAACUACGAGAAGGAGGGCGACCGGAACGAGAUGAUGAAGGCGCUGGUAUGGCAGGGCAAGCAGAAGGUGGCAGUCGUCGACACGCCGAAACCCAAGAUCCUCGAGGACGGCGACGUGAUCCUGAAGGUCACGGGGACCACGGUGUGCGGGAGCGACCUGCACCUGCUGCACGGCACGGUGAUCCAGCUGAACAAGGGCGACAUCCUGGGCCACGAGUUCUGCGGCGUGGUCGACCAGGUCGGGCCCGGCGUCAAGAAGGUGCAGGUGGGCAAGCGCUACGUGGCGGCCUUCCAGAUCACCUGCGGCGAGUGCUUCUUCUGCAAGCAGAAGCUGUCGUCGCAGUGCGAGCGCACCAACUCCAACACGACGGCCAAGGCCAUGUACGGCGGCACGACCGCGGGGCUGUUCGGCUACUCGCACUUCACGGGCGGCUUUGCCGGCGGCCAGGCCGAAUACGUGCGCGUGCCGCUGGCCGACAACAACCUGCUCGAGAUCCCGGACGACGUGCCGGACGAGAAGGCGCUGUACCUGUCGGACGUGCUGCCCACGGCCUACAACGCCGUGCGCGACACGGCCGUGUACCCGGGCGACCAGGUCGCCAUCUUCGGCGCCGGCCCCGUCGGCCAGAUGGCCGGCGUGUUCGCGGUCGGCGAGGGCGCCGGCAAGGUGGUCUUUGUCGACACGGAGCCGCGGCUGUCGGCCAUCCAGAGCCGCUGGCCCGCCGAGCACAAGGACAAGCUGGCCGUGCUCGACUACAAGAAGCUCAGCUUCGGCGUCACCGGCAAGGAGACGGUCGUCAGCAAGCUCAAGGAGAUGUGCAACGGCGGCCGCGGGCCCGACGUCGCCAUCGAGUGCGCCGCCGGCGAGUACGCCAAGGGCUGGAUGCACUGGCUCGAGAUGUCCCUGGGCGCCGAGACCGACACGAGCGAGAUUCUGAACGAGAUGGUCGAGGGUGUGCGCAACUAUGGCCGCGCCGGCAUCACGGGCGUCUAUGUGGGCUACACCAACCACUUCAACAUCGGCUCCGUGAUGCAGCGCGGCAUCCGUCUCAUCGGCAACGGCCAGGCCCCGGUGAUGAAGUACUGGGAGGGGCUUCUCGCCAAGAUCCAGAAGGGCGAGCUAGAUCCCACGCAGAUGCUGUCACACCGGUUCCGUAUCGAGGACGCCGACAAGGUCUACUACAUGUUUGACAACAAGGAGGACAACAUCCAGAAGGUCUUUAUCGAGACCAAGUUCUCCUUCCCGCGGGCCCCCGGCACGCCCGAGCUGACCAAGCUAUGA
Chaetomium strumarium is the source of this 1359-nucleotide messenger RNA. RefSeq names its product chaperonin 10-like protein. Bases 1 to 1359 code for a protein of 452 amino acids. The record is from RefSeq and is a predicted model, not a curated record. The transcript is spliced from 3 exons. Gene Ontology annotation, molecular function: zinc ion binding; oxidoreductase activity. NCBI's taxonomy places the organism in Eukaryota, Fungi, Ascomycota, Sordariomycetes, Sordariales, Chaetomiaceae.